Molecule: messenger RNA, 3280 nt
Organism: Oppiella nova
Lineage: Eukaryota; Metazoa; Arthropoda; Arachnida; Sarcoptiformes; Oppiidae
Source: the annotation of a GenBank genome assembly
AGUGAGUGUCUGUGAGAGCCAAUGGAUAACAAGAGAACAAAAGGAGUAUUGAAUCACAAAAUGGCGAACACUUCGGUCCACAAGAGGAAAGACGGCGGACCUAACCAUCGAUUCUUCGAGUCCUCGGAAACCAUUCAGGCCUUCGAGACAGUGAGACAAUGGCUGCAGAAGAACUGCAAGAAAUUGAUUCAGGCGGACCCGCCCACCAACAAGAGUCUGUCGACUCUAGUGAUCCAAUUGAUCCAAUUCCAAGAAGACACCUUUGGUCGCACUGUAGUGAAGCCGCCAUUGACUCGACUGCCGAUGAAGUGCUUUAUGGACUUCAAAGGCGGCGGCGGUUUGUGUCGGAUAUUGGAGUCGGUCUUCAAGUUUAAGUCAGACCAGGGAUGGCGUCGAUUCGACUUCUCUUCGCCCUCGAGGAUGGACCGCAACGUCGAGAUGUUUAUGGGAAUCGAGAAGUUCUUAGUGAACCACAAAUGCUUCAUUGAGCCCAACGUCUACUUCGCUCCAGAAGUGGACAAACAGUUAGUACUGAAGCUCAAGGACAUCGUCAAGAGACAUCAGGGAAAGGUUGUCGAGACGCCCGAUGAGGCCACACAUGUCGUUCAUCCGCCCCUCCCGCACAAUGGCGAGUGCGACGAUUGGAUCCGAUUAGUGAUGAGACGCGACAAAUGCGCGCUUCUUCACUGGUGGCAAACGCCCGAUAGUUAUGAUAAUUGGGUGACCGGUGUUGACAUCGACGUCGAGCCCGAGUCGCCGCACACCAAGUCUGGACCCUUUGAGGUGAGCGCGCGUUGGAUCACAGAUUUGGAUGAAUAUAACGAAUGGAUGAACGAAGAGGACUACGAAGUGGACGCCGACUCUCCCGGCAAACGGAAGUCCCCGCGCGGCAAGUAUUCGCUCGAAGAACUCUUGGCGUCGGACGACAAACGCGAACGAAAGAGCGGCUCAUCCGUGAAGGGAAAGCGGAGGCGCUCUCCCUCUCCGCCUUUGGAUAAGAAAAGGCGCGGCAAAGGGAGCGCUAGGAGUCCGGCGCCCGCGUCCACCAGUAAGAAGAAGCUGUUCAGAGGUAAUGACGAGGACUCGGAAGACUUGACUAAAGAUAUGGACGAACCCUCUCCUGAGCCUAACCUCCAAGAAAUCAGUCUUCCGAGGAAUACAACGAACCCUCGAAGCAAUAAAGACAACGAGUCGGCGCCCAUCAAAGGCGGGGCUCUCAUCGAUCUCGACAGCAAUGACGCCGAAGAGAAGAUACCGCCGGAGGACAGGAACGGUACGAGUAAACUGAUAGCCCAAGCGAUGUCUCCCAACUCGAGUCGAAUGGCGAGCGAAAGGCAACCCAAAGACGAUUCAGCCGAUGAUAACGUGACAGAACAGGCGAAUCACAUCAUAAUCCCCUCGUAUUCCUCGUGGUUUGACUACAACUGCAUCCAUGCGGUCGAGAGGAGAGGUCUCCCGGAGUUCUUCAACGGUCGCAACAAAUCCAAGUCACCGGAGGUGUACAUCGCGUACAGGAAUUUCAUGAUCGAUACCUAUCGGCUCAACCCCACAGAGUAUCUGACAGUGACUGCCGUUCGGCGUAAUAUUGCGGGCGAUGUGUGCGCUAUAAUGCGAGUGCACGCCUUCCUGGAGCAGUGGGGUCUUGUCAACUACCAGGUCGACGCCGACUCACGGCCCACACCCAUGGGUCCGCCCUCUACCAGUCAUUUCCAUGUGUUGGUCGACACGCCAUCGGGCGUUCAGCCUCUGAACCCCCCGCGCGCUCAACAAUCAGCCGCCUCUCAAAUGCUGAAUAUGACCGCCAAAGAGGGCGUUCCCGAUGUGAAGAGUGAGGACAAAAUGGGUGCGUCUGCUCUGAGUGACAACUUCGGUCUAAAGAUGGAUCAAUACGCCAAGAAAAACGCGUACUUCAAGAGCAAAGCGGCGGCCACUCUGUCGCGCGAAUGGACAGAACAGGAGACGCUUCUGCUUCUCGAAGGACUCGAGUUAUACAAAGACGACUGGAAUAAAGUGUGUGAACACGUCGGCAGUCGUACUCAAGACGAGUGUAUUUUGCAUUUCCUUCGGUUACCCAUUGAAGACCCAUAUCUGGAAGACUCGGCCGGAGUUCUCGGACCACUCGCUUACCAACCGAUUCCUUUCUCAAAGUCUGGAAACCCUAUUAUGUCUACCGUUGCGUUCUUGGCCUCAGUCGUCGACCCAAGGAUUGCAUCGUCGGCUGCGAAGGCAGCGAUGGAUGAGUUCUCGAAGAUCAAGGAUGAGGUUCCGGUCGCUCUAAUGGACGCUCACAUUAAGAACGUUGAGGCGGCUGUUGCUUCUGAGGGCAAUUUGGACCCCAAAGUUGGACUUUCUAUGACUGGAAUCGCCGGCACUUCUGACAAAGAGGAAGAAGAGACAAAGACUGACAAAGAAGUGACUGAAGAGAAGAGUGAAAAGGAUUCAAAUGAUUUGAAUUCUGUUGGCGAGAAACCAACGCUUCCAACAGAGGAGGCCAUGGAUGUCGACAAACCAAAGGAAGAAAAGAUUGCUAACGAAGAGGAAAGCACUACCGCUGAGUCCGAGAAGAGUGCGACCGAACAGACGGUGAAGUCGGAGAUAAACAAAGAAGAGGUGGAAAAAGACAAGAAUUUGAAAGAAUCUCAGAUAUCGAUCGCAGCGGCGGCUGCUUUAGGUUCGGCUGCAGUCAAAGCGAAACAUUUGGCAGCCGUUGAGGAGAGAAAAAUAAAGUCUUUAGUCGCUCUUCUUGUCGAGACUCAGAUGAAGAAAUUGGAGAUAAAACUGAGACAUUUCGAGGAAUUGGAAGCUAUUAUGGAUCGCGAGAGAGAAACUCUCGAAUACCAGAGACAGCAACUGAUGCAAGAGAGACAGCAGUUCCAUAUGGAACAGCUGCGCGCCGCAGAGUUCAGGGCCAGACAACAGGCACACGCCAUGUUUGCCUCACAACAGGGCUCACAACAGCCACAGGCUCUCAGCCAAACAGCUCCAGAAGUGGAUGCACUGCAAGGUUCGCAACAAAGAUCUGUUCCGCCCGUUGUUACGCCGUCAGCGCCGGUCGUGAGACCACCGCCGCCUAUGGCUUAUAAUCAAUGGCAAAGACCGCAGAUAUCGACACCGCAGCAAAUGGCACAACCGAUCCCACAACAGUCACAGCCGGCGCCACCACCACAACAAUCACCACUACAUCAGGCAAUACUGGGCCCUCCGACGCAUACAAUGGUUGGUCAACCGCCUCAUUCUCCUGUUCCCCCGCAGCAGCCAUUACCCAAAUGAUCUCAGCAUU